AAAUGAAAUAAUGGGUAUAAAAUGCGGUAAAGACUUACAAACAAAUGAAUAAGCCAGAUGACAAAUUGAAUAUUAAAAAAUUUUCAAGUCUCUAAUAUCCAUAAUGUCCAUUUGGAGGUGAUCAUAGUGGAGAAACAAUGAGUUUAAUUUGUCUAGAGAAAGAUUGUUUAUAAAAUCAAAUUUUGUGUUGUUGUAUAUGUUAAGAAGAAUUUCAUAAAGGACAUCAAUUAAAACCUUUAAAACUCUUGUUAUGCGAAUAUGAUUAAUAAUUGAGGUAUAUCGUUUCUCAAUAUAUAGAGAACAUUAAAAUAUUUCUUUAAAAUAAAAUGAAAAGGAUAUGCUAAUAAAGAAGAUUAAUGAAUAGGAAGAAAAAUAAUUGAUUUACAUUGAAGAGUUAAAGGAACAAAUAAACAAUAAAUUAUCAAAAAUUGUAAACUUAGAAAGAGAUUUUUUUGAAAAUUUAAGAAAGUUUGUAAAAAUGAGAGAAUUUAGUAAUGGAAAUUAAUGUAAAUAUAUAUAAAUGAAUAUGUAUUAAUAGAAACAGUAAUAGAAACUAUUAUAUAAAAUCAAACAAAUGUAGAAUAGUUAAGUAGUUCAGUUAAGAGUUUACUAGAUGCAUUAGUAGUUUAAGAGAUGCCCGAGAAAGAUCUAAAUUAUGAAGAAAUCAGCAGAAUAUUCGAUUUUCAUAUAAAAGAUUAAAAAGAUCAUUUAUAAUAAUUAGAGAAGCAAUUCAAUUAGGGAAUAGAAUAAUAGAUAGAUUUAUUAUAAUAAAAAACAUAGAAAACAAUAUUUUAGAAAUCAUAUCAAUUUUAAUUUUUAGCAAACAAUAAACAUCCAUAAGUUGAUAUAAUAUAGCCAAAGAUUGUAAAAGGUAUAAAUAUAAUUGGUAAUAAAUAUUAUAGCAAGUAAUUCAACACAUGGAUAUAAAUUUGCUGUAAUGACACCAUCUUUAGAUAAAAACUAAACGACAGUAUUUGGUUUUAAAUUAAUUGUAAAAUUAUUAUUAAACUUAUCUAAUAAAGAAUGUUCAUUAAAGUAAUUGGAUAGCAGUUGGUGUAUGUGAUUUAUCGAUAGUGUAAACUAAAUAAUUCGGAUUUGCAUUUUAAUCACUUGGACAUGGAGGAUAUAUGGUUUCAUCAAAUGGUGGUGCAUGGUCUAGUACAACAUCUAAUUAGAAUAAUGUUGUUAAAUGUUUUAAAUUUGGAAAAGGAGAUACAAUUGUUUGUACAUAUGAUCCAAAGAAUGAAAUUAUUAUAUUUCAUAAACAAAAGGUUAAAUUUUAUUAUAUUUCAGUCUAGCACAACAUUCAAACUUGAUAUUCCAAAAUCUGAUCAUGAUUUAUAUCCUUGUGUUUUAUUUUAUUAUGCUUUAGAUGAAGUGGAAUUCAUAUCACCUGAAGGAAUAAAUAAAUAAUGA
This is a messenger RNA of Paramecium sonneborni, 1416 nucleotides long. NCBI's taxonomy places the organism in Eukaryota, Ciliophora, Oligohymenophorea, Peniculida, Parameciidae. The record is from the annotation of a GenBank genome assembly.